Molecule: messenger RNA, 384 nt
Organism: Dracunculus medinensis (Guinea worm)
Lineage: Eukaryota; Metazoa; Nematoda; Chromadorea; Rhabditida; Dracunculidae
Source: the annotation of a GenBank genome assembly
AUGUGGGAUCUGAGGAAAAAAGAUAUAAACGCGAGGAUUACGAUUCUUUCAUGGGAUGAUAAUUCUUGGGAAAUACCGUUUGAUGAUCAGAACACAGAUAUUGACUGGUCUAAUAGUCCAUUAAAUCCAAUCAAACAAUUAACUACGAAGAAAAUUUUGCGGCAAAAAGGUUUUGAUGCAAUUAGGAGAGAUUUUAAAAUGCGAUAUAAUGAUAUGGUCGAAAAAAAAAGGGAUGAUAGAAUUGCCUUUAAACCCCUUUUUUCGACUGAAAAAAUAAAUGAAGAUCCUCCUUUUGAACUAAAUUAUGCUUUUUCCUUCAUGCAUGGUCGUAAAUCUUUUUUUUUUGGUUUUUCAAGCUUUCACAAAAGUGGAAUACGAACAUAA